UGUUAACAACAGCCGUUCUACUUGCUGAUGUAACAGUAAUUAGUAAGUGGAAGAAGAAAGAAAGGAUGUGACUAAUACGGGAGAAUGAUAAUUAAAUAUAUAUCAAGAGACUGGGAAAGACUCCGCGCGCCUUUCUUGAGGGUAUCAUCACCCCUUCCUUGCUUUUCUCUUCCAUAUAAAGAAUUCUCGAUACCGCGUUGAUCUGCACGCGUGUCGCUGAAUUUGGAAAUGCAGAACAAGCAAAAGAAUAACAGGCUUGUAGCCGAGCUGAGAGGGCACUGCAGAUUCAGAACAGUAGAUUCAGGUACCUCUCUCUCUUCGAUGGCUCUUGUCCCUCCCCGUCAAUUCUACCCAUCAACGUUUCAUGGAACCCGCUUCCACUUCCUGAGGAAAUCGAGUGUUUCGGCUCCUGCUAGAGGCAAGCCCGUUUCUUUGUUUAAUCCCAGCUUAAGCUUUAGUAGCAGCAACGGUUGGUUAGAUAAAUGGAACGAACCCAACAAGCAAAACAGCCCCAAAUUGCCUCGAGCUGUGAUGAAUUACAGAAAUGGCGGCGAUACUGGUGGUGGCAGUGGGUCCACAAUGCAGAGAAUCGUGGAGAAAUUGAAGAAAUUUGGAUACGUGGAUGAUGGGUAUGAGAGGAGAGAGAGACCGCCGGAAAGAGUGGUGGAGAAAGGAUCUGUGGAGGAUAUCUUUUAUGUGGAGGAAGGAUUGUUGCCGAACACGCGAGGCGGGUUUUCGGCAGAGUCGAGAAUCGCGGAAGCAAACGUGAUUGGGGAGAGCAGUGGAGCAAGGUUUCCGUGGGAUAAGCCAAAAGGGAAGGGGGAGGAAGAAGAUUGGUCUGCAAGGAGUAAGAGCAACACCUCAGUGGCGGAAUUGACGCUUCCGGAGCCGGAGCUGAGGAGGUUGAGGAACUUGACUUUUCAGACGAAGAGCAAGAUGAGGAUUGGCGGAGGUGGUGUUAAGCAAGCGGUCGUGGACACGAUUCACGAGAGGUGGAAGACCUCGGAGAUUGUGAGGUUGAAAAUUGAGAGUGCGGCUGCGCUUAACAUGAAGAGGACACACGAGAUAUUGGAGAGGAAAACCGGUGGUCUAGUGGUUUGGAGAUCUGGAACGUCGGUUUCAUUGUACAGAGGUGUGAGCUACAAAGACCCUUCAGUGCAACUGAAUAAACAAAUAUAUAGAAAAGAAGGAAGCUCAGCUACUUCAUCAGCACCUGCUGAUACCAUUGGUAGGGAUCCUUCGCAAUGUGGAAGCGGCGAGGAUGCGCGGGCAUCUGAUAUUGCAUCUGGGAAUAAAGAUUCAGAGUCAACGCCAGAAGUUGAAUAUGAACAUGAAAUGGACAAAUUGCUAGAUAGCCUGGGUCCUAGGUACAGAGACUGGCCAGGAUGCGAGCCCUUGCCUGUGGAUGCAGACAUGUUGCCUGGAACAGUUCCUGGUUACCAACCUCCUUUCAGAAUCCUUCCUUAUGGAGUACGAGCAACGAUUAGCCAAAAGGAGGCAACGGCUUUGAGAAGGCUUGCUAGAGUACUUCCUCCACAUUUUGCUUUAGGAAGAAGCAGGCAGCUCCAAGGUUUGGCUGUGGCCAUGAUCAAGCUAUGGGAAAAAAGUUCAAUUGCGAAGAUUGCACUAAAACGUGGCGUACAGCUUACAACUAGUGAGAGGAUGGCGGAAGAUCUUAAGAAUUUGACAGGGGGAGUACUGCUCUCAAGAAACAAGGACUUCUUGGUUUUCUAUCGAGGUAAAAAUUUUCUCUCGCUAGAAGUCACUGAAGCAUUAUUGGAGAGGGAAAGACUAGCAAAGUCCCUUCAAGAUGAGGAGGAGCAGGCUCGCUUGAGGGCAUCAGCCUCGGUUGUUCCAACCGAUCAUAUGUAUGAGCAGCCCGGAAAUACCGGUACGCUUAUGGAGACUCUUGAUGCCAAUAAAAAGUGGGGAAAGAAGUUGGAUGAACAGCACAAAGAAAAAGUAAUGAUGGAAGCAGAAAUAACAAGGCAUGCAAGCCUCGUCAGGAAGCUUGAAAGAAAGCUUGAUUUUGCUGAGAAAAGGCUAUUUCGAGCCGAAAGAGCUUUGUCAAAGGUUGAGGAGUUCCUGAAACCAGCAGAACUGCGAGCAGACCCGGACAGCAUCUCUGAUGAAGAGAGAUUCAUGUUCCGCAAGCUUGGCUUAAGGAUGAAAGCAUUUUUGCUUCUUGGAAGACGGGGUGUUUUUGAUGGUACGGUGGAGAACAUGCACUUGCAUUGGAAGUAUCGAGAGCUGGUGAAGAUCAUUCUGAAGUCAAAGACCUUCGACCAUGUUAAGAAAAUAGCUUUGGCUCUCGAAGCCGAGAGUGGUGGGGUCUUGGUUUCUGUUGACAAAGUCUCCAAAGGGUAUGCCAUUGUGGUGUUCCGUGGAAAGGAUUAUAAGCGGCCUUCCACCUUGAGGCCAAAGAAUCUUCUAACGAAGAGGAAGGCUCUGGCUCGUUCUAUUGAGCUUCAAAGACGCGAGGCACUCCAAAAUCACGUGUCCAAUCUGCAGAAAAAGGUGGAGCAACUUCAAUCCGAAAUCGAACAAAUGGACCGCAUGAAAGAGAAAGGCGACGACGCUUUUUACGACAGAUUAGAUUCUGCUUACCCCACUGAUGAGGAGGACAAUGAGGAGGAAGGAGAUGAGGCAUAUCUGGGGAUGUAUAACAGCGAAAAUGGUGGUGAAGAUGAACACAGCAAUCCGAGUUAUGAACUGCUCUCAGAAGCCGAAUUUUCAGAUGAUGAAGAAAACGAGGAGUCUCAACCAGAUUCAGAAGGCCCGACUACACGUGCGUAUGCAGCGUCGAGCACCACUGUGCAUUAGGGGUGUAAAUGGUUCGGUUUUCCUGAAAAACCGAACCGAACUGAACUGGUAGGGGUG
Messenger RNA from Syzygium oleosum, 2880 nucleotides. RefSeq names its product CRM-domain containing factor CFM3A, chloroplastic/mitochondrial. The coding region runs from base 229 to 2823 and encodes 864 amino acids. Gene Ontology annotation, biological process: RNA splicing, via transesterification reactions. The transcript is spliced from 11 exons. NCBI's taxonomy places the organism in Eukaryota, Viridiplantae, Streptophyta, Magnoliopsida, Myrtales, Myrtaceae. Gene Ontology annotation, molecular function: mRNA binding. The record is from RefSeq and is a predicted model, not a curated record.